AAAUCAAAUCCAAUCAAAGACCUCUCUGAGUCUGAGUUUCCCCCCUUUGAAUUCCAACCCAAGACCGAAAGGAUAUAUAUAUAAUACUCCCUUCUUCUCCUCGUCUUCUUCUUGUUCUUCUUCUUCUGCCAAUUCAAGAGACCUGCAGUUUGGAUAAAUAUAGAAGACUCUCUGGUUUCUAUCAAUUCUUUUUUGCUGUCGAGAAGCUUCUGCCGCUUAAUUAGGAAUUUUUCCUGCUAAUUUUAGCGUGUACUGUACAUUUUUUUCCCUUUUAUGAUUUGCUUGUCGACCAUCCAAACGUUGCCAGUUCCUCCGACGCGAUCCCCUAAUCCAAGUAUUGAUCGAUUUCGAUCUCAGUUUCGUUUCGAGAUCAGGAAACUGAAGUCGAAAUCAGACGGCGUUCCGGCGCUUGCAGUUUCCAAAUUCGAUCAUUUUCUGUCGGUUUCAAUGGCGGCCAAAGACGCUUCUUCUUCUUCUUCUUCGGUGAUGCUAACGUCGGGGGCGAGCGGCCGCGUCACCGCUCUCUUCUCUCCGAGAGUGCUCAGGAGUUUCUUGCUGCUCGUCAAUGCGUUCCUCCUGCUCUUGCUUAUGCCCUUCCGUGGCCGGAAGGACACGUCGUCCUCCUCCUCCUCCUCGUCCUCGUCCUCGUCCUCGUCCGACAAAUUGAAGGAUGAGAAGAAACAAAAGAAACAGGAUGGUGCUGGGAGCAGUAGUAUUAGUCAGAGCCAGAGGAAGGGAGCGGUGGUGAGGGUUCCGGCCAGUGUGCCAUGGAAGAGCAGCGCCGCGGCGGCGGCGGCUGUUGAUCAGGAGGUGGCGUCCAGGAGAGCGCUUGCCAUUCAGAGGGUGAUGGAGGACGGUGUUCAGGGUAAGGGCGAUGUGUUCUUCAGGGACUUUUCUCUUUUCGCUACUCCCGGAGGGAAAACAAUGUUCACUCAAUCAUGGACCCCCGUUUCGGCAGAAGUCAGGGGUGUUGUGGUUGUUUUGCAUGGCCUGAAUGAGCACGGUGAUAGAUACAGUGCUUUUGCAAAGGAGCUGAAUGUAAAUGGAUACAAGGUUUAUGCAAUGGAUUGGAUUGGACAUGGUGGAAGUGAUGGGCUGCAUGCAUAUGUUCACUCCCUUGAUGAGGCUGUUACAGACACGAAAUCAUUUAUUGCGAAGGUUUUGGCUGAAAAUCCAGGGCUUCCAUGUUUUUGCUUUGGCCAUUCAACUGGUGCAGCCAUAAUCCUUAAGUCAGUACUUGACCCAAAGAUUGAAGCCUGUGUAGCUGGUAUCAUACUAACUUCACCUGCGGUUGGAGUUCAGCCCUCUCAUCCAAUUUUUGCGGUACUUGCCCCAGUUUUCUCCUUCUUGUUCCCAAGAUACCAAUUCAGUGCUGCAAACAAGCAGGGUAUGCCAGUUUGCCGGGACCCUGACGCACUAAUGGCCAAGUAUUCAGAUCCACUGGUGUAUACUGGAUCCAUCAGGGUAAGGACUGGCAACGAGAUACUUCGAAUCACAUCAUACUUGCAGCAGAAUUUGACAAGAGUGAGAGUACCCUUCCUAGUUCUCCACGGUGCAGCUGACAUGAUUACUGACCCUGAGGCUUCUAAGAAACUGUACGAAGAGGCCUCCUCAACUGACAAAACCAUCAAGCUGUUUGAUGAAUUGUUGCACGAUCUGCUCUUCGAACCGGAGCGGGAAGCGAUUGUGAAGGGCAUUAUUGAUUGGUUGAAUAGGAGAAUCUAAGGUUAAGUUGCACUUUGCAUGAGAGUGCCUGGUCGCCUAGCCGGACAUGUGGAUGAACUAGUUGUGGAGCUCUUUGAUAUUUUAUUCAACUUAUUCAACAAGAAGUUGUGGAUGAACAGGACUCUUGUUUUAUUUCGGGCAAUGCAUGCAUUGUUAGCUAUGAUUAA
This is a messenger RNA of Diospyros lotus (date-plum), 1892 nucleotides long. RefSeq names its product caffeoylshikimate esterase-like. The record is from RefSeq and is a predicted model, not a curated record. The coding region runs from base 274 to 1725 and encodes 483 amino acids. Gene Ontology annotation, molecular function: lipase activity. The transcript has 7 exons. Gene Ontology annotation, cellular component: membrane. NCBI's taxonomy places the organism in Eukaryota, Viridiplantae, Streptophyta, Magnoliopsida, Ericales, Ebenaceae.